This is a messenger RNA of Alternaria viburni, 936 nucleotides long. RefSeq lists its product as uncharacterized. Bases 1 to 936 code for a protein of 311 amino acids. The record is from RefSeq and is a predicted model, not a curated record. NCBI's taxonomy places the organism in Eukaryota, Fungi, Ascomycota, Dothideomycetes, Pleosporales, Pleosporaceae. The transcript has 2 exons.
AUGGCCGUAUCGAAGAAGCACAGAGGACGAUUACACGACGAACUCGCACAAAGGCUUCAUCAGGAUGUUCGCAACGCCCGAAGCAUCGACAUAUCACGUACUAUGGAUGUUCCUACCCCUGUUCUCGUACCUACACAAGGGCAGAGUUCAUCGUUCUUAUUGAUGCCUGCAGAGAUUCGAAACGAAGUCUAUCAGUAUCUCCUGCCGGAUGUUACCAGCCUGCGAGACGUUACCGGUCUUCUUAGCGCUUGCAAGCAGAUCCGUCAAGAGUUUUCCAGCAUGAUAGUCGCCGAGAGCCAGUUAGUCAUGAACGGCGCAGUACAGAAGAGCAUCGAUAUGGUUCAAGUCGCUUUUUCCACUACUGAGAUAGAUACGGUCAUCGGCACGCCCCAGAUCCAGACGCACUCCCACCUUCAUAACGUGAAAGUCCGUCUCGGAAUGCGCGAUACACGCUCGCUACCUGCCGACGCAAAUGAACCACGCAUAUACUUCGACGACGUCUUCGCCUCGUUCCGCGAAUUACUGAGCCUACAUCUACCUUACGUUACCGUCAAUGUCCCUGCCGCAAUCGCCAAAGACGCCAGUAUAGCCGAUCCCGAACUUCGACAUCGCCUGCUAGACGCAUGCAUCUUUACCUUCAGGGGAUUGGAAGAGACUCCAGGGGUCACAUUGAACGUGCAGCACGUUAUAUUCAAGAUUCAGACUCACAAGUGGGAUACCGCGGCUCUUAUACAUGAACCUGUUGUAGUCUUUGUAAGACGUAUCAACGAACAGAAAGAGAUUAAGUUUGAUCUGCUUUGGAAGGACCCAAGGACGGAGAGCCAGCAAAACUCCACAGAUAUGGCAAUGAUGGCACAGUUGAAAGAUAUCAGCUGCAUACUACUGGCAAGCAACGUUGGAGAUGCGAACCUGUGGCUGAUAACUCCUAAUCGCUAG